Messenger RNA from Cucumis melo (muskmelon), 907 nucleotides. RefSeq names its product lysM domain-containing protein ARB_00327-like. NCBI's taxonomy places the organism in Eukaryota, Viridiplantae, Streptophyta, Magnoliopsida, Cucurbitales, Cucurbitaceae. The coding region runs from base 406 to 678 and encodes 90 amino acids. The transcript has 2 exons. The record is from RefSeq and is a predicted model, not a curated record.
UUUUGUAAAGUGUUUAUUGAGUGUAAACAAUUAAAGAUAGGAUUAUCUGUGAUCGUCACUAGCUUGAGACUUUUUAGAGCGAUUCCAAAAGUAACUAUCACAGAAGAUUUCUAACAAAAAUGAAGUAUAUGAUACUCUCAAUAUGUGUCGGUCCUAUGUUAUAUAACUCCGGCUUAGUUGUGUGUGCUUGGAACCUCAUCCAAUCCAAAUAGAGCAUCGUCGUUUACAAUUUUCUAGUACCAAACGCCUACACAAAGGCCGGCUUGGAACUUCGAUGGCAACGCUAGCUUUGUUCUGCACUUGCUCUUCUCUCUGCUCAAAACUUUUCAGCUAUAAAUUGGAGGAGUUUCAUGUGUGACCUUGCUAACACCACCCAUAACCACACACAUACACAGAAACUGAAUUAUGGCCAAGGCUACCAUCCCAAUUGCCAUUUUCCUAUUGGCUUUCUUUCUUCUCAUUUUCUCUAUUUCUGUAAAAGGUGAGGUUGUUGCGGCAGAACCAAGCUUGGAGUUGCAAUGCAACAAAGCUUAUGGAGUAAAGAGUGGAGACACAUGCUUUGCUCUUGCUCACACAUUCAAGCUCUCCACCGACCACUUCAAUUUUAUCAAUCCAAAUCUCAAUUGCUCUGCUCUCUUCGUUGGCCAGUGGCUCUGUGUCAAUGCCUUCCUUACCUGAACUUAAUACUAUUCCUAUUCCUAUUCCUAUUCCUCCUUUGUCUCGAAUAAUAUUUUAAAUACUUAAAAAGUCACAAGGCAUAUUCUCUCAAUAAUACAACCCUAGAUCUUUCUUUAUACUUAUUGUAUUUUCACUCAAAAGUUUGUUUGUAUGUUUGGGUUAAUUAAUUAUAUGUAAUCUGAAUAAAUUUAAGUCUUAAUUUUGCAUUAUUGGAAUAUUAUUUGAUAUG